This is a messenger RNA of Lynx canadensis (Canada lynx), 991 nucleotides long. It is a transcript of the gene RWDD1, whose product is annotated as RWD domain containing 1. Bases 89 to 820 code for a protein of 243 amino acids. Lineage: Eukaryota; Metazoa; Chordata; Mammalia; Carnivora; Felidae. The transcript has 7 exons. Gene Ontology annotation, molecular function: protein binding. The record is from RefSeq and is a predicted model, not a curated record. Gene Ontology annotation, biological process: cytoplasmic translation.
CGGCCUGCUCUCCCGGCGCGGCCGCGGUCCCUGCUGCAGCGCGCCGCCUGGGUGGCUGGGCGGUCCAUGGGCAGCAGCGAGGGCCACGAUGACAGAUUACGGCGAGGAGCAGCGCAACGAGCUGGAGGCUCUGGAGUCCAUCUACCCCGACUCCUUUACAGUAUUAUCAGAAAAUCCACCCAGUUUCACCAUUACUGUGACAUCUGAGGCUGGAGAAAAUGAUGAAACUGUCCAGACUACCCUCAAGUUUACAUACAGUGAAAAAUACCCAGAUGAAGCCCCUCUUUAUGAAAUAUUCUCCCAGGAAAAUCUAGAAGAUAAUGAUGUCUCAGACAUUUUAAAACUAUUAGCAUUACAGGCAGAAGAAAAUCUUGGUAUGGUGAUGAUCUUUACUUUAGUGACAGCUGUGCAAGAAAAAUUAAAUGAAAUAGUAGAUCAAAUAAAAACUAGAAGAGAAGAAGAAAAGAAACAAAAAGAAAAAGAAGCGGAGGAAGCUGAAAAGCAAUUAUUUCAUGGCACUCCUGUUACAAUUGAGAAUUUCUUAAGUUGGAAGGCCAAGUUUGAUGCAGAACUCUUGGAAAUUAAAAAGAAACGAAUGAAAGAAGAAGAGCAAGCAGGAAAAAAUAAAUUAAGUGGGAAACAGCUAUUUGAAACAGACCAUAAUCUUGACACAUCUGAUAUCCAGUUUUUGGAGGAUGCUGGAAACAAUGUGGAGGUAGAUGAAUCUCUGUUCCAGGAAAUGGAUGACUUGGAGCUAGAGGAUGAUGAGGAUGAUCCAGACUACAAUCCUGCUGACCCAGAGAGUGAUUUGACUGACUAAUGGACUAUCCGCAUCCGCAGAGAGGCGUGACUGCCACAGCAUCUGUGGCUGUGCUUAGGUGUUGAUUUUUCUUUCUUUUUUUCUAAGAAAAAAUAAUUCUCAGGAGAAUAUUCUUCUGAUAGCUUUCAUCAUUGAACUUAAUAAACUGACCUUAAAAUUUCAAAUAUAAAA